Ophidiomyces ophidiicola is the source of this 927-nucleotide messenger RNA. RefSeq lists its product as uncharacterized. Gene Ontology annotation, biological process: peroxisome fission. The record is from RefSeq and is a predicted model, not a curated record. NCBI's taxonomy places the organism in Eukaryota, Fungi, Ascomycota, Eurotiomycetes, Onygenales, Onygenaceae. Bases 1 to 927 code for a protein of 308 amino acids. Gene Ontology annotation, cellular component: peroxisomal membrane. The transcript is spliced from 2 exons.
AUGGACGACACAGUUGACGCCCCUGACCCCACCCCAACGGUGCCUUCGUUAACAAACGGAGGAACGGAGAAAGCUGCAGACUUCCCAAAGACUCAGGCGAAGAACAAUAUAGCCUCUGUCGGGCGUGUGCUGUCGAAUGUAGAUGCUACGGCACUACGCUUAAGCAGUUUAAUAUCAACGUCCUACAGCGAAGAAGCUGUUUUCGCAACGGUCGGUUACUCUGCUGACAUCCUCCAUCAUGCCCUUUUCUCACCGCCAAUACGAACCAUCCUUUCUCGCCUUCGCUCUCGCCUGGGGUUUUCGAGUCUGAACGCGCAACCCAACAGCCCAGAUGCACCUACGCCCUCGCUCCUUGCGCUAGCAGCGCUCAUGUCAGAAACGCGAACAGCCUUACGACUGCUUGGCUUGAUUCCUCUGUGGGAAUGGGGCUCCGCAACGGUAAAGUCGCCCCCGGCCGACGGGGUACUCCGCGGCGUGGCCUUCGCGCAGGUCUUCGUGAAUAUCGUAUAUCAGUUCAUGGAGAACGUCGCGUUCCUGGCAUCCAAGGGGGUCAUUCCGCAACGGAUCAUCCAACGCUGGGGCGGCAUUGGGAAAUGGUAUAUCUGGUCGACCCGCGCUUGGCUGGGCCAUGUGGUGCUGGAGCUUGUGCGUCUCUGGCGCGAGCGGUCUCUCGCACAGCGAAAACAAGCCGCUCAAGCGGGAACGGCGGUGGGGGUGCUGGACGCGAAGGAGCAGAGCGUGGAAGCGUCGAGACGUCGAGCUUGGAAGAAGAGCCUGAUCAAUAAUCUGGCGUGGUUUCCCCUCUGCGUCCACUGGAGUUUGGAGAACGGGGCUGGAGUCCCGGAUGGUAUAAUCGGGGUUCUUAGCAUGGCCGCUACGGCUUGGAAAAUAAGCGAUUUGUGGACAGCGACGGCAACGCUCACAUGA